This is a messenger RNA of Rhinichthys klamathensis goyatoka, 879 nucleotides long. It is a transcript of the gene rabl3, whose product is annotated as RAB, member of RAS oncogene family-like 3. The record is from RefSeq and is a predicted model, not a curated record. Gene Ontology annotation, biological process: intracellular protein transport. NCBI's taxonomy places the organism in Eukaryota, Metazoa, Chordata, Actinopteri, Cypriniformes, Leuciscidae. Gene Ontology annotation, cellular component: endomembrane system. Gene Ontology annotation, molecular function: GTPase activity. Bases 57 to 758 code for a protein of 233 amino acids. The transcript is spliced from 8 exons.
UUUAUUUUGUUUUCAUAGACGUACAGAGAGGUUACACAGUGUAGUUCCGGAAAGAAAUGGCAUCUUUGGAUAGGGUGAAAGUGUUGGUCUUGGGAGAUUCUGGAGUAGGGAAGUCCUCUCUUGUACAUUUACUUUGCCAGAAUCAAGUUUUGGGGAAUCCUUCAUGGACUGUAGGCUGCUCAGUGGACGUCAGGGUACAUGACUACAGAGAAGGCACUCCAGACGAGAAGACGUACUACACUGAACUCUGGGACGUUGGAGGAUCUGUUGGCAGUGCCAGCAGUGUUAAAAGCUCUAGAGCUGUGUUUUACAAUUCUGUAAAUGGUAUUAUUUUAGUUCAUGAUCUGACCAACAAGAAAUCCUCCCAGAAUCUGUACCGCUGGUCACUGGAGGCGCUGAGCAAAGACUCCUCUCCAACUGGCAUCAUUGUAUCAAAUGGAGAUUAUGAUAGAGAACAGUUUGCAGAGAACUCAGUUCCUCUCCUGCUAAUUGGCACCAAAUUUGAUCAGAUCCCGGAAAACAAGAGGAACGAUGUCCUGACCCGCACUGCCUUUCUGUCUGAAGACUUUAAUGCGGAAGAGAUUAACCUUGAUUGUACAAAUCCACGGUAUCUUGCGGCCGGAUCAUCAAAUGCUGUUAAAUUGAGCCGUUUUUUUGACAAGGUAAUAGAGAAGAGAUACUUCACAAGAGACCCUAGCCAGAUGCAGAGUUUCACAGACAGGAGGCGCUUUAAUUUCAAGAGUCUGCACAGUGAUUGAGUGUACACAUAUACUUUAGAUUGGUGGGUUUAGUCCAGUUUGUAAUCUGAAUAAGCAUAUGAAUAUUCUUCCGCCAUCAUGUUCUUCUGCAAGACCAAUUAGUUUGAGGGAAUGUUUUUUU